Molecule: messenger RNA, 1446 nt
Organism: Cajanus cajan (pigeon pea)
Lineage: Eukaryota; Viridiplantae; Streptophyta; Magnoliopsida; Fabales; Fabaceae
Product: putative methyltransferase At1g29790
Molecular function (GO): methyltransferase activity
Source: RefSeq, a predicted model, not a curated record
ACGUGAACGUGAUAGUGAAGAGGUUGGGACUAGUGUCACUUUAAUGUGUCUGAAUUUUGAAAGCAUUCAUUCACUCACAUCACAUGUAACAAAUGUUCGACUGAUCAAUGUCGUCUUCUUCUCACUGAUCGCUUUGUGAAGGAGAAGAUGGGUUCGGUUUCUCUGAAAAUAAGCGACGGAAGUGCGAGAUUCAAGAGAGCAUCACUCUGUUCCUCCGCACUCAUCAACACUCUCAUGAUCUUCUCUGUCAUCAUCACCAACCUCUUCGCCCUCUACGCCUUCACUUCUUCCCCUCACACUCACACUCACACCCACCUCCCACUUCACAAAAACUUCUCCCUCAUCUCAGAACAAGUCACCCUCAUUCUCCGAGAGAUCAAUUCCUCUCAGAACAAACUUGCCCAGAUACAAAAACACCUUCUCGGCUACCAAAGCCUCGACCUUUCCCGACCCAACAUUCCAAGCGAACUCAAACUCUUCCUCCACCAUCACCACCUCCCUCUCGGCAAAGACUCCAAAACUGGAAUCACCCAGAUGGUCUCAUCCAUUGGCCACACCUGCCACAAAUCCUCUCACUUGUUGUCUCACUACAUGACUUACAACGUUUCCAAACCCUGCCCCGAUGAUUGGAGCAUCGCACAGAAACUCAUUUUGCGAGGGUGUGAGCCUCUCCCUAGAAGAAGGUGUUUCGCCAAAACCAUUUCCAAGGCUAAUCUUCUCCACCCUUUUCCCACCUCGCUUUGGAAGCCUGUUGCCAACAAAACCGUUAACUGGAGUGGUUUAAGUUGCAAGAGUUUUGAGUGUUUGAGUGGUAAAAAGUUGAGUAGGGAUUGCAUUGGUUGCUUUGACUUGGUGAAUGGGUACGAGAAUGAGAGGUUUGUGAGGUCAAGGAGUAAGAGUGAUUUUGUGGUUGAUCAAGUGUUGGCAUUGGGAAGUGGUGGGGUUAGGAUAGGGCUUGAUGUUGGAGGCGGUUCUGGAUCCUUCGCUGCUGUGAUGGCCGAGAGGAAUGUUACUGUGGUUACUAUCACUUUGAAUGUUGAUGCUCCUUUCAGCGAGUUCAUUGCUGCAAGAGGGCUUUUUCCUCUCUUUUUAAGCUUGGAUCAUAGGUUGCCGUUCUUUGACAAUGUGUUUGAUUUGGUGCGUUGUGGGAGUGGCUUGGAUGGUGGAGGGAGUCCAGAGAAGUUGGAGUUUUUGAUGUUUGAUGUUGAUCGCGUUUUGCGGGCUGGUGGGUUGUUUUGGAUGGAUAACUUGUGUUAUGUUGAUGAAGAGAAGAAGAGGGUGUUGACUAGGUUGAUUGAAAGGUUUGGCUACAAAAAGUUGAAGUGGGUUGUGGGAGAUAAGAGUGUUGGAUCAGCCAAGUCUCAUGUUGUUUUAUCAGCUGUGCUUCAGAAGCCUGUAAGGGUGUAAGAACUUUUUUUUAAUACCAAGUUAAAAGAGUUUUUGAGA